AUGGUGAAGAACCUUUCCGCCCGGGUGCAUAGCGGCCAUCGCCGCGCCUUCCAGGACGACAUGGAGUCUUUGCUUUACGUGGUUCUCCACGCCGCUUUUCGGUGGCAGUCGCAUGAUUUGCCCGAGGAUGUGCUCUGGGAAAGGUGGAAUGCGUUCCAUGAAAGCAACCUGGCCACCGCCGCACGCGACGCGGCGGCGGGUGUCCGGUUCGACAGCGAUGCGGUCAGGGAGUGGCUGGACACCAUGAUGGCCUUCCACGCCCCUCUCCCCACCCACGGUGCCGAGUUCAGGGACGCUGAGUGGACGGGCGACGACCCGCCCAUCCGCCCUCUCGACUUCUCCCGUACCCGCCGACACGCCCAGAAGCCCCACCACACGCGCACCCAGCUCCAGGUUGUCGGCCUCCGGAUACAAACCCUCCGGAGCAUCCAGCAGAUGGCCGAGCCCAUGCGCGGCGCCACUCUCAAGGCCAGUGACUGGUGGACGGUGGAAGACAACAUCGAGGACGAGGAGGCAGACGGCGAUCGGAUCCUCAAGCAGGUCCUGGACGAGAUCGGUGUCGAUCUCUCGCUGCAGCCGUCGCCUGGGGGCUGGUCCGACCUCCCCUCGGACGCCAAAGACCCAUUCUUCUUCUCCACACGCGAGAUGGAAGACUACCGCUGCGACAUGCGGCGGCGUGUGCUCGACGACAACCGCGAGGCCCGGCUGCGCGCUCUGCGCGACGCAGACGGCUCCGACAACGACGACCCCAAGAGCCCGAAGGACGACUGGGGCGGGAGCGACGAGGAGCUCACCUAA
This is a messenger RNA of Epithele typhae, 798 nucleotides long. RefSeq lists its product as uncharacterized. The transcript has 6 exons. The coding region runs from base 1 to 798 and encodes 265 amino acids. Lineage: Eukaryota; Fungi; Basidiomycota; Agaricomycetes; Polyporales; Epitheliaceae. The record is from RefSeq and is a predicted model, not a curated record.